AGAGAUAGGGAGAGAUCAAGAAACACACUACAAAGGAAGACCACCAAAAAGGAUAGAGUGCUAAAAAUCUUGAAUUUCUAGCGGCUUAUUUUUUGAUAAAAUCUUUCUUCUUGAACUCAAUCCCCCUCCCCCCUCUAAUUCCCCGCUUCUCUGUAUCCCUUUCUGUCAAUCGUCUGUCUUUCAAAGAAUCUAAUUUGGGGUUUGUUUCUUUUGUUUAGUGAUUUUAAAGCUGAAAUCUUUGUUUUAAAAAAGAAAACAAGCAAUUCCCUGCAAAGGGUGAAAGCCAGGUGAUUCAGAAUAGAGAUCCAGGUUGAUUUUCAUUUCUUCUACCUUCCUUUUGCUUUGCUUUUUUAAUUUCAUCAACUUGACGGGUUUGUUUUUGGUCCCUCAAGGUUGGUUUUUGUGCAAAAAAACCUCUUCUUUUAUCUGGGUUUUUUUUCCUUCUCUUCCUCUUGUUUGUAAAACCUCAGUAAUUUUGCCACCUCUUUAGUUUUGUUUCAAGUACUGAUUAACAGGAAUGGCAGCAGCUAUCGAUAUCUACAACACAACAGUGCCAGUUUUUUCAGAUCCUUGUAGAGAAGAACUCAUGAAAGCACUUGAACCUUUUAUGAAAAGUGCUUCGCCAUCACCAACUUCCACUUAUUCUUCACCUUCUCCUUCAACUUCUUCUCCUCCUUUCUCUUCUCAACCUUCUUGCUUUUACAACAAUAACUCUCCCAUCUCUUCAUAUCCCAACUUGGACCUUAGCUUUUGCUCUCCAACGAGCACCCAGAUGUUUUCUAAUGGGUUCUUGGAUUAUAACCAAAUGGGUUUCGAGCAAACAGGUCCAAUUGGGCUUAACCACCUUACACCUUCACAAAUCCUCCAAAUCCAAGCCAAAAUCCACUUCCAACAACAACAGCAGCAGAAAAUGGAAAAUCUUGCUACCACCACAUCACAGUUUGUUCAUAACCAAAGGGCUAGUAACUUCUUGGCUCCAAAACCUGUCCCUAUGAAACAAUCUGCUGCUUCUCCUCAAAAGCCAACAAAGCUUUAUAGAGGAGUCAGGCAGAGGCAUUGGGGAAAAUGGGUUGCUGAGAUUAGACUUCCAAAGAACAGAACUAGACUCUGGCUUGGCACUUAUGACACAGCUGAAGAGGCAGCUUUGGCUUAUGAUAAUGCUGCUUAUAAGCUGAGAGGAGAAUAUGCUAGGCUUAACUUUCCACAUCUUCGCCACCAGGGAGCUCAUGUGUCUGGUGAAUUUGGUGAUUACAAGCCUCUCCAUUCCUCUGUUGAUGCAAAGUUACAAGCAAUUUGUCAAAGCCUGGGCUUGCAAAAACAGGGGAAAACAAGGGAGCCCAGUUCUGUUGCUAAUUCAAAAAAGAUUGCAACAGCUCCUUUGCAAGCAAAAAUUGAAGAUGAUUGUUCUUUGAGAGGUGAAUUGAAAACGGAGUAUGAGAAUUUUGGAGUUGAGGACUAUAAGGUGGAGAUCCCAUCACCAUCACCAGCUUCAUCUGACGAAUCAUUGGCUGGUUCUUCUUCACCAGAAUCUGAGAUUUCUUUCUUGGAUUUCUCUGGCUCUUUACAGUGGGACGAGUUUGAGAAUUUUGGUUUGGAGAAGUACCCUUCAGUUGAGAUUGACUGGUCAUCCAUCUAAGUCUUGAAUUAUUACCAUGUAAUCUUCUUUUUAGGUUUAUUUUGGUGUCUUCCAGUAGCUUCUGCAAUGAAGUUUUUGGCAUUUGCAGAAGUGCUGUUAAGGGGUCAGUCAGUUUUAGAUUCUAAGUUCUAUUAAUUAUGCUGUCGAUAUGUAUAGUAGGUCGCUCUCCAUCUUUGGUCUAGCUGGUACUUUUUUUCCUUGCUUGACCAUGGAGGAGUUUCUAUGUUUGGUCUGUAUUUUGAGGUCAGGUGUAAUUAAGCAUCAGUCUUUGAAUAUAUCAAUCUAGUCCAACUUUUCUCCA
This is a messenger RNA of Populus nigra (black poplar), 1937 nucleotides long. Its product is annotated as ethylene-responsive transcription factor RAP2-4-like. The transcript has a single exon. The record is from RefSeq and is a predicted model, not a curated record. The coding region runs from base 518 to 1636 and encodes 372 amino acids. Gene Ontology annotation, biological process: regulation of DNA-templated transcription. Lineage: Eukaryota; Viridiplantae; Streptophyta; Magnoliopsida; Malpighiales; Salicaceae. Gene Ontology annotation, molecular function: DNA binding; DNA-binding transcription factor activity.